AUGAAUCUCCAAUCCCGGCUUCGGUCCAUCACCAAACACAACGUCUCCACGUUUCGGCGGCAUUAUGUCUCUGAGAUCGCCGGCUCCCUUGGAGAUCUUGGGACCUUUCUUCCCAUUGCACUGGCCCUCGCCUCUAAUGGAACAGUCUCCCUUGCAAGUACUUUUAUAUUCUCCGGUCUAUUCAACAUCUUGACGGGCCUCUUCUUCGGCAUUCCUCUACCGGUGCAACCGAUGAAAGCCAUUGCCGCAGUAGCUAUCGCUCAGUCCUUCUCCCCCGGCUCUAUCGCAGCUGCGGGGAUCUUUGUGGCUGCUGUUCUCUUCGUGGGGAGCGUGACUGGGCUCCUCGAAUGGUUCACCCGUGUAAUUCCCAUUCCCGUCGUCAAGGGAAUCCAAGUCGGAGCCGGAUUGUCUUUGGUGAUGGCAGCCUGUACAACUCUGCAUAACCUUGGAUGGAUUCAUCCUUCGUGGGCCGACAACCGUCUCUGGGCGAUUGGUGUCUUUGUCGCACUUCUUCUCACCAACUCUGCUGCCAGACGCCUGCCGUACGCCCUUAUCGUCUUUAUCAUAGGUAUAGUCAUAGCGAUCAUCCGCAGCGCGCUAUCGUCCCAUCUCCCUUCGUUUACAUUUUGGCAUCCGUACAUCGUUGUUCCAAUCGGCCACGAAUGGUCUAAAGGCGCCAUCGAUGCCGGUCUCGGCCAGCUUCCGCUCACGACAUUGAACUCUAUCAUAGCGGUUGUACAUCUCGCCGCUGACUUGCUACCAUCCGUCCCAACUCCCUCUGUAACCGCCAUCGGCCUCAGCGUCUCCUUAAUGAACCUAGUCGGUGUUUGGUUUGGCGCUAUGCCUGUUUGCCACGGUUCCGGUGGAUUGGCCGCACAAUACCGAUUCGGCGCGCGCUCAGGUGCAAGUGUCGUGUUUCUCGGAGUGUGUAAGUUAAUACUCGGUCUUGUAUUCGGAGAGAGCCUAGUAGAUAUAUUGCACCGUUUCCCGAAGGCGCUCCUAGCUGUUAUGGUCAUCGCGGCUGGCCUGGAGCUAGUCCGCGUCGGCGAGAGCCUGAAUACCUCUGGCGCGCGAGACCUGCGAAGACACGCCGAGGACGCGAAUGAUUCGUCUCGGUUCCAUCUAAGCGAAGAGGAGCGAACACGUAGGUGGAUGGUCAUGAUGGUUACAGUAGGACUACUGGUCGGGUUUAAAAACGACGCCGUGGGGUUCGUGGCGGGUAUGCUGUGUCACUGGGCCUAUGAGUUGCCGGCCCUUGUACACCGUACAAAACGCCGCUGGUCGGAGGGGAGAGUUCGAUUGCCAUAA
Molecule: messenger RNA, 1308 nt
Organism: Aspergillus puulaauensis
Lineage: Eukaryota; Fungi; Ascomycota; Eurotiomycetes; Eurotiales; Aspergillaceae
Product: putative sulfate/molybdate transporter
Exons: 1
Coding region: 1-1308 (435 amino acids)
Biological process (GO): molybdate ion transport
Molecular function (GO): molybdate ion transmembrane transporter activity
Source: RefSeq, a predicted model, not a curated record